This is a messenger RNA of Ornithodoros turicata, 1849 nucleotides long. It is a transcript of the gene PIG-T, whose product is annotated as GPI transamidase component PIG-T-like. Gene Ontology annotation, cellular component: GPI-anchor transamidase complex. The transcript has 11 exons. Gene Ontology annotation, biological process: attachment of GPI anchor to protein. The coding region runs from base 7 to 1803 and encodes 598 amino acids. NCBI's taxonomy places the organism in Eukaryota, Metazoa, Arthropoda, Arachnida, Ixodida, Argasidae. The record is from RefSeq and is a predicted model, not a curated record.
UUAAAGAUGGCGACUCGCGUGAAAAUGUUGUGGUGUACAUUGUGUUUUAUAAAUUUGUUUGCAGCAGUUAUUUGCGCGCACAAGGACAGUUUUACGGAAGAGUUGUUUAUUCAGCCGUUACCUAGUGGUCACGUAUAUAAUUACUUCUUAUUUACGACGAGGUGGGAGGUUGAUCGCGAGUCGGAAACAUUUCAGCACUACAGGCUGUUCCCACUCUCACUGGGUGAAAUCAUUCGUCAAAACCACGUGCAAGAAUUGCAUUUGGCGUUGACGCAGGGCAGGUGGCAGCAUCGGAAGUGGGGAUAUCCUUUUCAGGAUGCCCCUCCAGGUGCACACAUUUGGACAUGGUUCAAAGAGAGUGCACCAAGCGUGGAUGGUGUAUGGAAGAACCUGACCAAUGCCUUGUCGGGCCAGCUGUGCGCCUCCCUCAACUUUGUUGAGGAGACGGUAACGGUGAACCCUAAAAGGACCCUCAGGCCUCAGGGGUGGGUGAGCUCAGCCAACAACUCGCUUCUGCGGUAUGCCAUGUUGCCCAGGGAAUCGGUCUGCACAGAGAACCUUACCCCAUGGACAAAAUUGCUGCCAUGUGGGACCAAGGUUGGUCUUGGCACGCUAUUGCACGCUCUUCAGGUGUUCACUGCUAACUACCUCUCGUUGGCUGUUGACUUCAAGCACAUUUGCCAGGACGCAGUAUGCACGCAGACGACCCUGGAGCUGCAGUUGUCAAUAUCGCUCGUGUUUGACACAGUUGCGUCACAGAAGGGCUACCAGAGUUGGUCACUGAGUAAGUUGUUCGGUUCAGGGUUGAGAACCACAUGCCCAUUGUCAUCAAUGAGUGCCAUCUAUGUGGAGACAACCAGCAAUGGGUCAGUGGGCACAUUCAAGUUGUCCCCUCCUCCUGUGCAAGUGAUUGCAUCAGAAGCUUUUGCAACACCACGCACGUUUGCAGUCUACGACUUAAAGGCUAUAGUUGAGCAGGGGCGCAUCAACUUGGUGGCUACUUAUGCGAAACCACACAUCUUUUGGAUCACUCGCCCACCUCCUGUUCACAUUACACGCUACGUGCAGGGCUAUGGCCUGGAGCGUGGCGGCAUCACAAGUCACAUUCACAAUGAACAUCCCACACAGCCUUUAAAGAUUGUGUACGUCGACAUUGUACCUUGGUUCCUUAGGGUCUACAUUCAUACGCUCAAGGUUGUGUCUCGAGGCAAAGCUCUUAAGCCAGAAAACGUAUUCUAUGAGCCUGGGCAAGAUCGGCGCCGCUCGCAUCACCUAGAGCUGACCUUGGAGCUUCCACCGUCAUCGAAGACCACCGUGUCAUUCGAGUUCGACCGAGCAUUCCUCAAGUGGACAGAAUAUCCGCCAGAUGCUAAUCAUGGGUUCUACGUUGGCUCAGCCAUACUUAACACUGUCUUCAAGAAGACUCCAAUGAAUUACAGUGGCGACGUUUCACUUUGUCCAACUCUGCGGCACUGCUUGACUGGUAAGAGCAGUGAACCUGGGAGUACAGAAAGUUACUUCUUACGGCUGUACACGGAGACCCUGUUGGUGUCCCUGCCAACUCCAGACUUCAGCAUGCCGUACAACGUUAUCUGUCUGGCAUGCACUGUAGUAGCCUUGGCCUUUGGACCAAUACACAACAUCACAACUAAUGCGUUGGUGGCAGUAGAAGUGAAGAAGGCUGAGGAGCGCUCGCUCGUUGGAAAGUUGAAGGCAAAGCUGAGGAAGCUGCUCGGGAGGAAGAACGAAGAACAACAAGAACAAACAAUUGAUAGCGAAACGGAGAGCAAAAAAGAAAAAUGAGAUACAAAUAUUUAGUCGCAACAAAGAACAUUUUUCUAGGAAUACA